CAUCGCCGCAAGGUGGCGGGAUUAUUUUUCCAGCAUCAGGAGCAUUUGAGGUCUGCCGACGAUGACUCACUUUGAGAUCCUUCUCUUCCCUCCGAUCAUCUCUUUUGUAGUGAACAGUGCCCAGAUACAUGGCUUCGAGGGGUGUGUCAAGCCAAGUGACGAAGCAGCAGCUACAGUAGCAGUGGCGAUCGCACAGUGAGACUUUUUCAGGCCCGCUGCUGGACGUGGUGAUCAUCGAUCCCUUGCAUCAGCAUCGCAGGCAUAGUAGGAGUUCGACAACAGACGCCUGACUUGCUUCAUCUGUCUCUGAUUAAUCAUUGCUGUUUGCUCUGACCGAGAAUAGCUCUCUCAUCGUGUCCUGCCGCUGGUCACGAGCGGACUAAAGCACGUCGCUGGCUCGAACUCUUUGCCGUUUCAACCCUUUGUACCCAUUUUGACUAUCAUGCGACACAACUAAAUACAACUCUUCUGUCUCUCCUUCGUCUCGCCAUGUCAUACCCGGGCUAUCAACCGCCCUAUCAGGGCCAACCGCCACCUUCUGCUCCCCCUCAACAACCUUUUUACGGUCGACAUCCUCCACCCAAUCCCCAAGUACUCACACCGAGUUAUUCAGGCACUCAAACGGUUGAGCAAUUCAGGAUGGAAUAUGCAGGUCGAUUGAGCACACUCACGUUCAAUUCCCGUCCUAUCAUUCAAGAUCUCUCCAUUCUAGCCAUGCAAGAACGUGAUCGGAGGGAUUGGGCCAAGAUGAACGUGGUUGUUCAAGAAAUUGAGGCUGCAGUUCAGAGGGCGCCACCGCAUGCCAAACUUCCCGUGCUUUACCUUGUAGAUUCAAUCUCGAAGAAUGUAGGAGCCCCAUUUACAACUCAACUCUUGCCACACGUCAUGCCUCGCAUGUUUGUCGCUGCUUACCGCGAAGUGGAUGGGGUGACCAGAUCCAAGAUGGAGGAAAUGGUUGCGCUUUGGCGCACUAGUGGACCAGAUGGAAGUGAUCUGUACGGACGAGAAGUCAGAGAAGCCGUAGAGAGGGAUCUCUUUGGUUCCGGUGGCGUCAGCUCACGAGGCCCAUAUCCGACUCGAGAACGAGUCUUGCAGACUCUCCAUGCGACGUUGGAGAUGAAGCAUCGGGAGAUCACUGCUCGUCCAUGGGACCCGGAACCCAGCAGACAAACGGAGACUCUCAAAAAGAUUUUGAUGAUGAUCACUACUUCUUCGGUUCAUCCACAACAAUUGGGACAAAUCAUGGAGACUUUACAAGCCAUGGUCCCACCUGGACAAUCUGCUCCGGUCUCUGAACCUCCACCACCAUCACGGUACGCUCCUCCGGUGACAGCUUGGCUGCCGCCGACUUCCACUCACUAUCCUCCACCGCCUGCCGGCCCGCCUAGCAAUCCAAGUAUGCCGCCCUUUCCUCCUCAGCUUCCUCGUGACCAAUAUGGUGUUCCUCUGGCACCUACGAUGGGCACUCCCCAGCUACCUGUGCCCACUCCUGAUCACCACCAGCGCUCGCUGACUCCUCAGCCGGGUCCAGCGAGCUCCGCUGCAGCUCCUGCAUUCAUACCGGAGAACGUCGCUGCAUUGAUCCGGAAUCUCAAUACUGCCGGCAUCGCCGGUCUUGGCAGUGCUCCCCGGACUCCCGAGAGCGAGCCAAUGAAUCUGGGGAAACCGAAAUCGAGUCUCAAUAGCUACGAAGAAAUGAUCCUCAACCUAGAUGUCAGGCUUGAAUCGUUGGACUUGAACAAGAUGAUCUCUUUGCCGGUUUCUCAUCUGCCUCAGCGUUGCACACAGUGUGGUAUGCGUUUUUCCGAUGCAGACGGAGCUAUGCAAGCACACUUGGAUUGGCAUUUCAGGCGAAAUAGAAAGCAGCGGGAAUCGGAGGGUCGAGGAGCCCAUCGAAGAUGGCUGCCUCGAGGCGAGGAAUGGAUUCAGCAAUCCGUCAUCACGGUCGAAGCUGGACCAUCAACGUCAAACGAAAAGUCUUCAAAAUUGACAGCCGAACGUAUUGCGCAGCUGAAGAAGAAACGAGUGAAAGUGCCCUCUAAUUCAGAUAUCGCGGCUCGUCCCUGUCCGAUCUGCAAGGAGCUUUUCAAAGCUGAAUGGAGCGAAGAGGAUGAAGAAUGGGUCUGGCGCAAUGCGAUUGAUAUCAACGAAAAGCGGACUUCUGGUGAUCCACAGAUUUACCAUGCAACUUGUCGAGCGGAACAGAUGGCAGCUCGCGUCGCGAAUAGGCUUCUGAAAGACGGAGAUGGUCGUCGCACGAAUAGCAAGAGUCCACGCCUGACUCCCGGUGUCGAAAGCAAAGUCGAAGGGUCUAGAUUCGGCCACGAUAUCAAAGUUGAGCAUCAACUGGCAGAAGAUUCUCAACAGAUCAAUGGUAAACGGAAAGCAGAGGAGGAAUCGACAGACUCUAAACGGGUCAAAGUGGAGCCUGGUUCAGAAGCCGCAGUGGAGGAGGUACCGGCGAAGGAUGUCGGAUCGAUAGGAAUCGACGAUGGACAACAAGCUGAGAAGCUUGGGCCGAACCAAACGGUCGACCCACCGCAGUUGUCGGCCCAGGUAGUUGAAUCUACCGCAGGUGAUUCUGCUUCCAGUGCGGCCGUUGCCACCCAGUCAGCUUGAAGACCUAGCCAGUAUGUACCCAUAGUCAUUAGAAGCAACGUUUGUAUAGGGAGAAC
Kockovaella imperatae is the source of this 2675-nucleotide messenger RNA. RefSeq lists its product as hypothetical. The transcript is spliced from 5 exons. The record is from RefSeq and is a predicted model, not a curated record. The coding region runs from base 490 to 2619 and encodes 709 amino acids. NCBI's taxonomy places the organism in Eukaryota, Fungi, Basidiomycota, Tremellomycetes, Tremellales, Cuniculitremaceae. Gene Ontology annotation, biological process: termination of RNA polymerase II transcription. Gene Ontology annotation, cellular component: cytoplasm; mRNA cleavage factor complex. Gene Ontology annotation, molecular function: RNA polymerase II complex binding; mRNA binding.